This is a messenger RNA of Lindgomyces ingoldianus, 915 nucleotides long. RefSeq lists its product as uncharacterized. Gene Ontology annotation, cellular component: membrane. Lineage: Eukaryota; Fungi; Ascomycota; Dothideomycetes; Pleosporales; Lindgomycetaceae. The coding region runs from base 1 to 915 and encodes 304 amino acids. The record is from RefSeq and is a predicted model, not a curated record. The transcript has 5 exons.
AUGUUUUACAAGUGUCUGCCCCUCGACACUCCGGACCUCCAAUUCGCGUAUUGCCCUUCCAUGGGCGCGUCGAUUUUGUUUGCCAUACUUUUUGGUCUGACGUUGUUCGGGCAUUGCUUGCAAGCGGUACACUACCGUGCCUUUUACACAUGGGUGCUCAUCAUGAGUGCCAUCUGGCAGACACUUGCGUUCAUCAUUCGCUGCAUUGGCAUCAUGAAUCCCACUAACGAAGCCAUCAACAAUGUCACCUACUGUCUGGUUCUUCUAGCACCACUUUGGAUCAACGCCUUCUGCUUCAUGGUCAUGGCCCGUCUGGUGCACAUGUUCCUGCCGCAUCACCGCAUCUUCCGCGUGAAGGGCUCAUGGCUAGCCGCUCUCUUCGUAUUUCUCGACAUACUUGCGUUCGUUGUACAGCUUCUCGGGGCCCUCAAAGCCACCAAUAAGGACGAUAGGUCUGUUGUGCAGCAGGGCCGUGACAUCUACACAAUCGGCGUCGUUUUACAACAGGUCUUCAUCUGUCUUUUCAUCCUUCUCACUACAGCGUUCCUGCGCAACCUGCGCGUCCGCAGCACCAAGCCCGACGCCAAAGGCGCGCGCACCCUAACUCUACUACUCCUUGGCGUGCUUUUUCUGAUCACGGUCCGCGUCAUCUACCGCAUUGUAGAGUUUUCGGGCAAGUCUGGCAAUGCUGUCACGAAGGAGCUCACGACGCAUGAGGGCUGGCAGUACGGCCUCGACACGCUGCCCAUGUUCCUAGCCACUGUUGUCUUCCAUGUCUACCACCCAGGCCGUGUGCUGCAGGGGCCUGACUCAUCGUUCCCAUCUCGCCGCGAGAAGAAGAGGCAGAAGUCGCUCUUUGAGGCUGACAAGAGAGCGAACUCGGAAUCUGAGUAUACCUUGGUUACGAUCGUUUGA